UCUGAGUCAUACACAUCCAUUACCACAGAGGCACUUCAGUUCUAUACUUGUACUGAAUACUACAUGUAUGUGCAGCAGUGGAUUAAUCAUAAGUUCUACUCAGGAGUGUCAAUCUUUUGACAGAACAAUAAAAAAGGUCGAGUUAGCCAGCACUAUGACCAAAAGCUGGGCCAAAGUGAACAUGGGAAAACAAGACACUAUACCUUCAGGCUGGCUGCCUGAAUCUCUUUUCGAAAAAAAAGAAGAGAAGGAAACAGAGAGAAACAAACCCCUGGACAUGCCUAAAGUUUUCAGUUAUCAGGGGACUGAGGACUGUAAUAUUAAAACAGAGAUGAUGAAAAAAAAAAUAACACCAAAACACAGCGAGGGAAACCAUGAUUUGGUGAGAUCCAUCAAGGAUAAAACCCAUGCUGUUCCUGGGGAGCCAGGAAAUGUCAUGAGCAAUGAUUCUCUUAACAGGAUACACCACUGUAAUGAGAAGAUAACUGGACAGAAGAAAGAACAAAAAUGUUGCAGUAGCCUAGAUUCAGAGGAUGGUGAACUUGGGGAAGAUUCAGCUCUAAGUGACAACAAUCAAAUUGAUGUCAAAAAGAACACACUUAUCAACAGACCCAAGAUUAAAGUGACCACAAUGGGGGACCUGCUGAACAAAUGGAAGAAAUUUGCUGAGGAGCAUGUGGAGGGUCAGAAACUCAACCCUUUUAGUGAGGACUUUGAUUACGAUCAUGCCAUGGCUGUAAGACUCCAUAAGGGACAACUGGGCUAUGGGCACCCCAAAGAAGGCUCCAAAACAGCCCAGCGAGCUGACCGUGCCAAGAAACAUAUCCAUCAAGAAAUGAAUGAGAUGUGCUACAUAAUCCGGGAUAUGGGACAGAUGGACAAGGAAGGUCAUAUUUAUGUCACUUUUGGUCGACUCUUUGAUCACUAUGUCAAGAUCUCUGAUAAGGUGUUGGGGAUUUUGCUUCGAUGCCGCAAACACAAGAUGGUGGACUUUGAAGGUGAGAUAUUAUGGCAGGGGCAGGAUGAUGAUGUUAAAAUCAGGCUGCUUGUGUGAGGAAAUUUGGAAUGCUGAAAAUAUGUCAGUAUUUAUUUAUUUAUUUAUUUAUUUAUUUAUUUAUGUGUUUGUUUGUUUGUAUGUAUGUAUGUAUGUAUGUAUGUAUGUAUGUAUGUAUGUAUAUGAACCAUUUAACUAUGUGGUGAAACCAAAACGUAAAAUGCAGAGGUAAAAAUAACCCUUGUUUGUAGGACAGUUUUGUUUAUUUCUGUCAUUUUUUUAAAAAUAUACUUUAGUUAUUUUAAUUUAAAUAAUGCUAGUCUGUUCCCUUUAGCACUUGAAAAAAUGUUUAAACAUUAAUUAAAUAAAUUAAAUUAAUAAAACAUUUAAGAUUAAUAGACAGAUUAAAACAUUAAGAAAUAAAUCAUCUGUGAUAUCUGGCUCUACUACAGUUCUAUAUAUAGCUAUAUAUAUCUGACACAAUUUGAUUCACUUUAUAGAAGUGCAAAGGAUUAAAUUCUUGUUUAAUUAUUCUUUUUCCUCUUGCAAAAAUUUAGCAUAAUCAAUUUAGUUUGUUCUGUUUAGACGUUUACUUAGGCUUACUUAAUUAAAAAAAUACACAUUCAAAAUGUUAAUUUUCAAUAGUUUUAUAGGCCAAAUUCCGUUUGCAUAAAGUACAAAUCACAUAAAUCAUCAUGAAUUCAUAAUGGAAAUGUUAGCUAAAACUAGUGUAACAGGCACACCAAAAUAGACUUUGUUCUCAGCACUAUGUUCCUUAGUAAGGCUAUUAUUUAAAAUAUCUAUGGAAUUUCUCUGUAUUAGUUUAUUGUUGGUUGUUUUUUUUUCAUGUUACAGAUUAUUAACAUUAAAUUAAUAAUUAUUUAUGACAAGUAGCAACUUUGUACACAGGAAGUUAUAAGAAGUAACUUAUUUUGUAAAUAUUUCACAAUACUAAUAUUACCUGACAAAUGUAAAAAAAAUAAUAAUAAUUUUUCGUGAAUUACUUUGGUAAUAAAAGGAAUAAAAACAAGAACAACUA
Messenger RNA from Tachysurus fulvidraco (yellow catfish), 2033 nucleotides. It is a transcript of the gene abraa, whose product is annotated as actin binding Rho activating protein a. The transcript has 2 exons. Gene Ontology annotation, molecular function: actin binding. Gene Ontology annotation, biological process: positive regulation of Rho protein signal transduction; positive regulation of transcription by RNA polymerase II. Gene Ontology annotation, cellular component: sarcomere. The coding region runs from base 68 to 1054 and encodes 328 amino acids. The record is from RefSeq and is a predicted model, not a curated record. NCBI's taxonomy places the organism in Eukaryota, Metazoa, Chordata, Actinopteri, Siluriformes, Bagridae.